Messenger RNA from Thermothelomyces thermophilus ATCC 42464, 1206 nucleotides. RefSeq lists its product as uncharacterized. The annotation marks the transcript as partial. Gene Ontology annotation, molecular function: transmembrane transporter activity. The record is from RefSeq and is a predicted model, not a curated record. The transcript is spliced from 4 exons. Gene Ontology annotation, biological process: transmembrane transport. Lineage: Eukaryota; Fungi; Ascomycota; Sordariomycetes; Sordariales; Chaetomiaceae.
CAACAGGUGUCGCAUUCUGUCAGUCCGGGCAUUGCUCUGCAAGGUCUUGGGGGUCUGGUAGCCGUCCCUCUGUGUGAGCGUUACGGAAGGCUCCCCGUCCUCUUCUACUCGCAACUCUUCUCGCUGGCAGCCACGGUGGGCGCGACGCUGGCGCCGUCGUACGGGGCCUUCACGGCGUUCCGGGCACUGCAGGGGUUCGCGGGCGCGCCGCCGCAGGUGCUCGGCCUGUGCGUCGUGCACGACCUCUUCUUCGCCCGCGACCGCGCCCGCAAGGUCAACCUCUGGGCCGCCAGCUUCCUCGUCGGGCCCUACCUCGGCCCCCUCCUCUCCGGCCUGCUCGUCCUCCGCCUCGGCUGGCGCGACGACUUUGCCGUCCUCGCGGGCCUGUACGCCCUCAGCGUCGUCGUCGUCGCUGCCCUCGGGGACGAGACGCUCUUUGUGCGGGCCGGGAUGCCCGCUAGGGUGAGCAGAGAGAAAGGGGCAAACGGGGGCAGGGCAUCAUCAUCAUCUCUGUGGGGAGUGUGGCGGGACCAGUGCUCGCUGCUGGCGCGGCCGUACCUGCUGCUGCCGACGGCGCUGUUUAUCACGCCCAUCACCAUGUGGACCAUCGGCAUGGUGAUGACUGUCUCGCAGUUCGUGCUGCCGCCCGUCUCGGCGGGGGGUUACGGCUUUAGCACGGUCGCGCUCUCCAUGCUGCACUUCUCGCCCAUUGUCGGGACCGUACUCGCCGAGGCCUGGGGCCACUGGUUUAACGACUUUCUCGCGGCGAGGCACAUGGCCCGGUUCGGGCCCGAGUGCCGGCUCACGGCCACCUACCUGGCCGUCCUCGUCGGCGCGGCCGGGCUGGUGCUGUUCGGCCAGACCCUGGACCACCACUUGUCGUGGGUCGGGCUGGCGUUCGGCUGGGCCAUGCUGUGCUUCAGCACGCUCGCCAACAUGACAGCCGUUUCGGCUUACUUGCUCGACUGUCUGCCCCGCCAAGCCGCCCUGACGGCCGCCUGGCUCAACUUUGCCCGCGUUGUUGGUGGCUUCUCGGUAGCCUACUUCCAGAUGCCCUGGUUCCAUCGCAACGGCCCGGCGCUGAGCUUUGGCCUUCAGGCGGUCGUCAUGGUCGGCGCCACGCUCGCAGUCCUGGCAACCCAGAUCUGGGGGCGGACGUGGAGAGUCAGGUUUCCGGCGCCGCGCGGAGGAGAGGGCACUGCGUGA